CAGAUUCUUUUCCUAAACGUAUAAAUUAAACACCAGCUAGACAAGUCUUUUAAUCAUUAGCCUUUUAAUUUUUGGAAGGAAAUUAAGGAAAGAAUCAAUAUGAGUAUGCGGUAUGCGACUUUGCUGAUAGCAAGUGUUGUGUUGGUUCUCCCUAGUCAUGACUGCAGGGACUCUGUACUUUCGGAAUCAGACCAAUCAAUGCUAGAUAUGAUGAAAAAUUACCUUAUCACGUCAAGGAAAGAUGAGUGUCCGCAGGAACGAAAAACGACCCACACAGGAGUAACUUAUAUUCGAUGGGGGAAGAAAGGUUGUCCAGAAGGAGUUGACAUUGUGUAUACAGGACAAGUUGGUGGAAAUCAUUAUACACAUGGCGGAGGUGGUGUGAAUUAUUUAUGUCUACCAAAUGAUCCCGAGAAUGGCGAACAUCAACCAUAUGGUAAUCCCCAGAUAUACGGAAGUGAAUAUGAAGUUUCUUCAGGCCACAAGCCGUCCGGGUGGUCUGCUUAUAUGUUCAACAAGGAAGUCCCAUGUGCUGUAUGUCACCAAAAACGAAGAUCAAUUGUCAUAAUGAUCCCAGGUCGAAAGUCUUGUUAUAAGGGAUGGAAUUCAGAAUAUAACGGUUAUCUGAUGAGUGACCAUUAUACUCAUACUAAGAAAGACUUCGCAUGUGUGGACAGAAAAGCAGAAACAUUAGACAAUAGUAGUGGAAGUGAAGACGGUGCUUUGUUUUAUCCUCUACGUACCAGCUGUGGCAGUUUACGAUGCCCUCCGUAUACAAAUUCAGCAGAUGUUUUUUGUGUCGUUUGUACAAAGUAAUUCAAAAUUGAUGAAAAUAAAUUUAAGAAACUCA
Mytilus trossulus (common blue mussel) is the source of this 850-nucleotide messenger RNA. RefSeq lists its product as uncharacterized. The record is from RefSeq and is a predicted model, not a curated record. The transcript has 5 exons. NCBI's taxonomy places the organism in Eukaryota, Metazoa, Mollusca, Bivalvia, Mytilida, Mytilidae. Bases 100 to 816 code for a protein of 238 amino acids.